ACUGCAGACACACGCACACGCACGCACGCACUCGCACACACACACACACACACACACACACAGCUCACUUGCUCAUCACACACGCAGAGCUGAUGAAGCCAUAACGUCCAGAGCAGCGCGUCCGGAACAUGGGCUUUUCUGAAAGGGAUUUCCAGGACUUGUUAAAAACAUGUGACUCUCUUCUUUUCAGUCGAUUAAGCGAGCUUUCCUCCGGAUACUUCAUAUCGAACAGCAGCACACUGGUGAAUGGGGAAAGUGGGCGUCCUGCGGAUUAAUCUGUAGCAUCAGCCACCCUCAGUAUGUCAGGAAACACAACACUUCUGCUUUCCAGCCCCACAAAUGUCUUGGGCAACUCUUCUGUGCUGAAUGUCUCUGCCCCUCCACCCCUGCUUGACUGGGAGACCCCAACCUUCACCACAGCUGCUCGAUUCCGUGUUGUGGCCACCCUGGUGCUCUUUGUAUUUGCGGCGGUCAGUAACCUGUCUGUGCUGCUCAGUGUGACGCGGGGUCGAGGCAGGCGCUUGGCCUCACACUUGCGCCCGCUCAUCGCCAGCCUGGCCUCGGCUGACCUUGUCAUGACUUUUGUGGUGAUGCCACUGGAUGCAGUUUGGAAUGUGACGGUGCAGUGGUAUGCUGGGGAUGCCAUGUGUAAGCUGAUGUGCUUUCUGAAGCUGUUUGCGAUGCACUCGGCUGCGUUCAUCCUAGUGGUGGUGAGCCUGGACCGACACCACGCCAUCCUGCACCCACUGGACACACUGGACGCAGGACGCAGGAACAGGAGGAUGCUGUUGACUGCAUGGAUACUCAGCCUACUCCUUGCUUCCCCACAGUUGUUCAUUUUCCGGGCAAUUAAGGCCAAGGGAGUUGACUUUGUCCAGUGUGCUACACACGGAAGCUUCCAGCAGCACUGGCAGGAGACGACAUAUAACAUGUUCCACUUUGUCACACUGUAUGUGUUCCCUCUGCUUGUCAUGAGCUUGUGCUAUACUCGUAUCCUGGUUGAAAUCAACCGCCAGAUGCACAGAAGCAAAGACAAAGCAGGAGAGCCUUGUCUGAGACGCAGUGGAACAGAUAUGAUCCCCAAAGCCCGUAUGAAGACCCUAAAAAUGACCAUUAUUAUUGUUGCCUCCUUUGUCAUUUGCUGGACACCGUAUUACCUCCUUGGAAUCUGGUACUGGUUCCAGCCACAGAUGCUGCAAGUAAUCCCUGAUUAUGUUCAUCAUGUCUUCUUUGUUUUUGGAAACCUCAACACAUGUUGCGAUCCAGUCAUAUAUGGUUUCUUUACACCAUCAUUCCGUGCCGACUUGUCCAGAUGUUUCUGUUGGAGGAACCAACAUGCUUCAGCCAAAUCUCUGGCGCAGUUCUCUAGCCACAGGAGAGAAGUCAGUGGGGAAGCAGAAUCAGACUUAGGCAGUGGUGACCAACCCAGUGGACAACAAGCACAAAUGAUUUGAGCCCAAUAAUGUUUUGUGCUAAGAGGAUGUUGAAGGGAAAUGUGGUGAUUAACUGUAGUCUUAAUCAUGUUUUAACUUCUGCCUUAUCUGCCAAUCUGUAACUGUUCCAUGUGCUCUAGAAUUCUCGAAUCACGACCCAACAUGAGGGUAUUACUUGAAUGUUGAAAUGUAAUCCAACCCUGAAAUUAAGUAAUAACUGUAAGCGAUUUUUAAAUCAAAGAUUUAAAAUCAAAUCUGCUGAGUCGCUAUACAGAUCAUUUCAUAUGUAACUUGACAGUGACACAAAUUAUGUUGCCUUGAAUGAGUAAUCUAUAACACUGGGUUUGACAUGUCAGUGACAUGUUAAUUUGCAAAAUGUCACCAUUCAUUAUAUGUACCUGCAUAUUGGUGGUGCUUGGUAUGAGUUAUAGCUCUUACACACAGUACUUCUGUUUAGAGGAUGUUACUAAAUGACAGUUCAUUUCCGAGACCAGUUGUUUGUUAGUGCAACAUUAGCUUAAGUUUAGUAGGCUGAAGCAAGAAUGCAAACAACCUGGUAAAAGAACACAGCUGGAGAUGACCAAAGAACAGCUUUGAUUGUGAUGAAAAACUGUUGAACAACACUCUCAAGGAUAUACAGUAGCAAUAUAUCUUUCACAGAUCAUCAUAAAAGGAUGACCUCAAAGAGUUUGACACUUAUCUUUAUAGUAUACGUUUACAUGUAGCUAUUUGGCAGAGGUUUGCAUGUUCUUCCCAUGUUUGCGUGGGUUUCCUCUGGGUACAUCACAAAGCUGGGAAUGUGUCCAUGAUGUACACGUUUAUCACACUAAAAGAUCCAUGCAUACUAUGUACACCUCAUUUUAAUACAAACUGAUUGUUUUGACCAUGAUUGUUUUGAGUGCUUGUUGUAGGGCUUGUGGCCACGCAAGUUGCAUUUGAUCAGAUUGACUAAAUGACUAAAGGAUUUGAGAAGCCUUAAGAAUAGGAAGGCAUGGUUACUGAUUGCUUUUAAGUUAAAAAAAAAAAAUAGAGAGGAGAGAGAUGAGACACAGGUUAGACUAUACCAGAGUGAAGAAAAGGGAAAGUGUGGAAAGUGAAAAAAAAAUGGCUUAUUCUUCAGAACCUUGUCUGUGAAACAAAAAUAUUCAAAUAUUCAAAUCACUUGGCGUAAAUUGAAUAAUAGAUGGAAGGGCAGAUAAGUGGACACCCGAGGACCAAAAGCUAAUGUAUGGCUUGGUAACAUGCUGCUUUAAUCAUUAAAAAAACACUGGUUAUGUUGUCUUUACAUUCUCAUAGCUAUCAUUAAAAUAGAUACUCUGAUAAAGAUGUCUCUUUCCCUGCCCUUAGUUCUGUAAUUUCAAAAUAUUGCAGCUAUAUGAACCAAUCAGGAAACAUUUCUUCAAGGAGGCAGUGCUCCCUGCUAAUUAUUUAGCACAGGCACAAGCGCUUUAUACACGAGUAGGCUAUAAAUGAACAGGAAACAAAGCACUAGACUGAUGAAGGAGAUAAGCCUAGGAUUACAGCAAAGUUACUGAUACUGUAUAUCUAAUGGAUUACAGUACAAAACUGCCUGAGAAAAUAAAUAUUGCAGCAGAAAAGUAAGAAUCCGACAAAUAAGGGAUUGGGUAAGUGGGAAGGCACACAUGUUCAAGCUUGUCUUCCCACUUUCCCAACCCAAUUUUUUUUAAGCCUGAACAGAUUUGAGAGAAGGGCUUGAAACCUUUUCUUCUGCUUUACAGAUACACUUUGCUUGGUAAGUUCUGGUGGUAUACUGGUAUAUCUUAGAUAUGACCAGUCUAUAACACAGAUUGUUUUUAAACAAAUGUAAGAUUAUUAAACCCAUUUCUACAUAUUGUUAUACAUUUUCACUUCAAUCGUCUUGUUUUAUUGACAGUUUUAUGCUUAGUUUAACCUUUUUUUUUCUAGAAAGAAGUAAAAUAGAUUAUCUGCUAGUAGAAUAAGACAAUUUUAAGCUUGAAAUUAGUAAAUAUUUCUAGAAAUAGG
Pangasianodon hypophthalmus (striped catfish) is the source of this 3437-nucleotide messenger RNA. It is a transcript of the gene gnrhr1, whose product is annotated as gonadotropin releasing hormone receptor 1. Gene Ontology annotation, biological process: G protein-coupled receptor signaling pathway. NCBI's taxonomy places the organism in Eukaryota, Metazoa, Chordata, Actinopteri, Siluriformes, Pangasiidae. The record is from RefSeq and is a predicted model, not a curated record. Gene Ontology annotation, cellular component: membrane. Gene Ontology annotation, molecular function: peptide binding; gonadotropin-releasing hormone receptor activity. The coding region runs from base 300 to 1454 and encodes 384 amino acids. The transcript has 4 exons.